Manihot esculenta (cassava) is the source of this 826-nucleotide messenger RNA. Its product is annotated as caffeoylshikimate esterase. The coding region runs from base 16 to 816 and encodes 266 amino acids. Gene Ontology annotation, molecular function: lipase activity. The record is from RefSeq and is a predicted model, not a curated record. NCBI's taxonomy places the organism in Eukaryota, Viridiplantae, Streptophyta, Magnoliopsida, Malpighiales, Euphorbiaceae. Gene Ontology annotation, cellular component: membrane. The transcript has 6 exons.
UGCCAUGGCUACGCCAUGGAAUGCAGCAUCACCAUGAACAGCACUGCACAUCGUCUUGCAAAGGAAGGAUAUGCAAUAUAUGGUAUAGAUUAUGAAGGGCAUGGAAAAUCUGCAGGAUUAGAUGGCUACGUUGAGAAUAUGGAUAAUGUUAUUGAUGAUUGCUCUGCACAUUUUACAGGAAUCUGUGAGAAGGAGGAGAACAGAAAGAAGAUGAGAUAUUUGCUCGGAGAGUCGAUGGGAGGAGCAGUUGCUCUGCUUUUGCAUUUUAAAAAGCCAGAGUUUUGGGAUGGUGCAAUAUUUGCUGCACCCAUGUGUAAGAUUGCAGAUGAUAUGAGGCCACAUCCAAUGGUAAUCAAUGUUCUCACAAAGCUAACCACUUAUAUACCAACUUGGAGAGUUCUGCCUUCUAAGGAUAUCAUUGAUCUUGCUUUCAAAGUACCUGAAGUCAGACAAGAGAUUAGGUCGAAUCCAUAUUGCUACAAAGGCCGACCUAGGAUAAAAACCGGAUACGAACUUUUUAAAACUACAAUGGAACUUGAGCAAAAGCUUGAAGGGGUUUCAUUGCCAUUUCUGGUUCUGCAUGGGGAAGAUGACAAGGUGACAGAUAAAAAAGUUAGCCAACAACUCCACAGAGUAGCAUCAAGCAAAGACAAGACAAUCAAGCUGUAUCCAGGAAUGUGGCAUGGCUUGCUUUAUGGGGAGCCAUUAGAAAACAUUGAGAUUGUUUUCAAGGAUAUUAUUGGUUGGCUAGAGGAGAGAGUUGCACUUGGAAACACCAGAUUGGAGAGGGAACUUAAACAAAGAAAUGAUAAAUGAGCAGGAAAUG